Molecule: messenger RNA, 2320 nt
Organism: Papilio polytes (common Mormon)
Lineage: Eukaryota; Metazoa; Arthropoda; Insecta; Lepidoptera; Papilionidae
Product: venom serine carboxypeptidase-like
Exons: 8
Coding region: 145-1704 (519 amino acids)
Biological process (GO): proteolysis
Molecular function (GO): serine-type carboxypeptidase activity
Source: RefSeq, a predicted model, not a curated record
AAAUUAUGAUAACAUAACCAACCUAUUUUAGUUUUCCUUUAGUUGAUCCUUUUAUUAUCAGUUGUCUAUGUGUGCCUAAUAUCAUUAUUUUUGUUUACGAAUUUAUUUAAUUGUUUUUGUUUAAUUAGCCAGCUAUUAUCUAAGAUGAAGUUUGUUUAUACGUUAGCUUUUAUUUUAAGUAUAAAAAUAACAGAAUCAGUUACACCAGCCUUAAUUCUUACCCCUCUUAUAGAAGGGAAUAGAACUGAAGAGGCCAGAAAACUUGCUAGCGUCGAUCCUUUAUUAUUUCUGAACGUGACCAGCUAUUCUGGAUUCCUUACGGUCAAUAAAAGAUACAACUCAAAUCUGUUCUUUUGGUAUUUCCCCGUUCCUGAUAAGCCAGUUGACAAAACUCCUUGGAUUAUUUGGCUGCAAGGAGGCCCUGGCGCGACUAGUCUCGCUGGCGUGUUUGACGAAAUCGGACCAUUUGAAUAUAAGAAGGAUUUAGGUUUAAAAAAACGUGAUUGGACAUGGUGCCGGGAAUAUUCAAUGGUGUUUAUCGACAAUCCAGUAGGCGCUGGAUUCAGUUUUACAGACAGCACGGAAGGUUACGCAAGAAAUAUGACUAUGUACUCUACCCAAUUGUAUUUAGCAGUACGGCAGCUGGUGGUACUAUUCCCCGAGUUACAAUCGAGCGAGUUAUAUGUAGCGGGCGAAUCAUACGCCGGACAUUACAUACCUGCUUUCGCACAAACUACGCUACAAGAAAUGACUGACCAAAGAAAAUUAUACAACUUAAAGGGUUUAAUCAUGGGUAACCCAUUACUGGACCGCGAGGGAGUAUCAAACUUUACAUCUGUGUUCUACCACUGGGGUCUCAUCGACCGGCAGGGUGUUAUAGCUGUCGCCUCCCUUCAGGAACAGUUUACAAAGGCCGUUCAAAAAGGAAAUUCCAGCGCCGCCGUUGAGCUUCGCAAUCAGUUGCUAGAUAAGUUGCAACAGAUUGCAUUCAAGCCUGACACGUAUAACGUAUUGAAGAGUUAUCAAAAUUUGGAGGAUUUCGCUCAAUAUAUAGCCUUGGAGAAUGUCCGCGAGGCGCUGCAUGUUGGUACAAUAAGGUUCACGUUCAGCAACGCCUCUGUUCAUACUUAUAUUGUAGAGGAUUUCUUAAGUACUAUGUCGCCGAUUGUCACUUCUGUGUUGGAUCAUUGCAGAGUCCUCAUUUAUUGUGGCCAGUUGGACCUGACAGUGCCGUGCGCGCCGGCGGCGGCGUGGCGGCGCCAGCACUGGCGCUGGCGCGGCCGCGAGCUGUGGCUGCACGCGCCGCGAACGCCCUGGUGGUACAACGAGUCUCAUGCCGGGUACAUUAAAAGCGGAGGAGGUUUUACAGAAGCAUUAAUCCAAGGUGCUGGUCAUCUAGCACCUGUCGACAAACCGGAGCAGGUGCAGCAGCUAGUCUCGUACUUCAUCAGGGGACUGGAUCUGCCGAUGCCACCGAACUAUCAGGUGGAUCCAGCGAAUACUCCAGAGUAUACCGAACCGGACCAGGAAAGUGUACCAGAAACUGGUACUGGUUUUAAAACCGGUUUGAUAGUCAGUAUCAGUUUGAAUGUUCUACUAGCGAUAGGUCUACUUGUGCUGGUGGUGUUGGCUCUGCGUUGGAGGAGGAGGAACGAGGACUUCUUCUACUCACCACUCUCAGAUGGUAUACUGUCUAUGACUUGACUAUUUAAAAUGUUUUUAUCUAUGUAACAACAUAAAUAAAACUAUUUGUGAGGGCAUUUUUCAGUUUGGGUAUCUCAAAAAUAUCAAAAAAUUGCUUUAAAAACUGAAAAAAAUAAAAAAUUGUUUUUUUUUGCCAACGUACUCAGUUUUUUUUUUGGAUUUUUUUCAAAUGAAACAUAAAGUCUAACUUUUACUGUUUUUUUUAAUUGCGGUAAAUUAGCGGGGCCCAAAAAGAGAAGAGAAAAAAGCUUGAUUUAUAUGACAAAAAUUUACGAUAUCAAUUUUUUUUCAAGGAAAAAAAAAUAAAGGAAAAAAUAUAAACAGUUACCAUUUGUAUUUUGAAUAAAGUUAUCUAUUUGUAUGUUUUAUAAAAAAAAUAUUACUGUUUAAAAAAUCCACUUUUGUGGUCACUUAACAAACCAUAAUUAUUUCUCUACAGUACAAAUUGAAUCUAGUAUUUAAUUUCUGUUACAUAUAUCAAGGUGUUAAAAAUGUAACGAAAUAUACCGUCUUCAAAUGCAUAAUAUCACAUCCUGCCUAUCUUUGUCUAUAAGAAUACUUGAAUGUAAAUUAUUGUAUAUUUUAUAAAAUUUAUAAAAAUAAAAUUUACUUAUAA